Messenger RNA from Pollicipes pollicipes, 783 nucleotides. RefSeq names its product ankyrin repeat domain-containing protein 13D. The coding region runs from base 1 to 783 and encodes 260 amino acids. The record is from RefSeq and is a predicted model, not a curated record. Gene Ontology annotation, cellular component: cytoplasm. Lineage: Eukaryota; Metazoa; Arthropoda; Thecostraca; Pollicipedomorpha; Pollicipedidae. The transcript has 8 exons.
AUGGUCCGUAAGUCCCCGGAGGUGAGCGAGUCGAGCACGAACCCGUGCCACAUCGCGGCCGAGGAGUACUUCGACCCGGCCUGCGACCUGGGCGAGCGCGACAUCGGCCGGCCGCGCCACACCGCCACCAAGACGCAGAGGCUCAAGGCGACGCUAUGGCUAUGCGAGGAAUAUCCGCUGAGCCUACAAGAGCAAGUGAUGCCCAUAGUGGACCUGAUGUCUAUACAUUCCACACAUUUUGCCAAACUAAAAGAGUUUAUUCAGAUGCAGCUGCCUUCAGGAUUCCCCGUCAAAAUAGAGAUCCCGCUCUUUCACGUGCUGACGGCGCGGAUCACGUUCGGCAACAUCUUCGCCGUGGACGAGCCGGUGCAGCACGUGUCCGUGAUCGAGGAGCCCGGCCGGCCGGCGUGCGUGGUGGACGAGGCCGUGUUCGAGCCGCCGGCGGGCUACCGCAGCGUCGGCUCGGGGGUGAUGCGCCACUUCGGGGGUCCGGACGAGGAGGACGAGCUGCUGCAGAUGGCCAUCCAGCAGAGCCUGCUCGACUCCGGCACCGAGAACGAACGGGUGGAUAUCUGGGAGGCGCUGCGGGCCGAGUCGUGCACGCCGCGCGGACACGCGGCGCCGGACCUGGACGAGCAGAUGCUGCAGAGGGCGAUUCAGCUGUCCCUGGCGUCCGACGGCGGCGGCGGCGGCCCCCGCGUGACUGGGCAGCUGAAGCGGCGACCGGCCACCUGGAGCAGUGACCGGCCAGCUGUAACAGUGACCAGACAGCUGGAGCAGUGA